AUGUCGUGUAGUAAAUCCCGAAUAUGGGGCUUUUUAACUGUUAUUGGGGCCGCACUUUUUCACUUGUCUCUUGGAUAUACCUACACAUCUGGUAACAUGAGCCCAUACUUGAGGUCCUACAUGAAUAUUACGCAUGGAGAAACUGUCUGGUUUCAUGCUGUUAUUAUCUCUUGUCAGGCAGCAGCAAUGCCACUUGGUGGUUUGCUAGAAUCAAAGAUUGGAUUUCGCCCUGUUGUAGCAGUCAGCGCUCUUUUGUGCAGUGUUGGUAUAGCUCUCUCGGCAUUGACUGUAAAUUAUGGUCUUGGUGCAUUCCUUUUCACUUACACAAUUAUGUUUGGAAUUGGAAUGGGUCUGCCUUAUUCUGUUUUGUUUUCUUUGGCUGCAGAAUGGUUUCCAAAACACCGAGCAGUUGUAAUUGGAAUAAUUCUUGGAGGAUUUGGCAUGGGAGCGCUCGUUUUCACCCCGAUUCAAACAGCUCUGAUCAACCCGAACAACUUGCCAACUACAGAGUCAAGGCUAAAAGCAACGCUUUUUUGCAGUCCUGAGGUUCGCAUGAGGGUUCCUCGAUCUUUCCUCAUUCUCGCUGCAAUCAUGUUUGGUCUGCAAGUCAUAGGAUUUUUCCUAUGCCAUAAAUAUAAGCCCCAUGUUGGUGAUGGUGGGGAUCUCGGAGGUGAUUCAAGUGACUUGAAAAUUGAUGACGAAUAUGAACUUCAGUCAAUUACAAUUGAAUCUGAUAAAGAACAGAGCAGUUUACAGGACACGGUAAAUUACACCGUAGGCGAGGCACUCAAGUCCAUUGACUUUUACCUUAUUGGAUUUAUAGUUUUCAUAAACACAAUACCAAUUACAUUACAGUCAGUAUUUUAUAAGGUAUUCGGAGCACAAAAUCAUCUGGACGAUCGUUUUUUGUCAAUUGUGGCUACUUGCACAGCCAUAUUUAACUGCAGCGGACGGGUUAUUUGGGGCUUGAUUUGUGACAAAAUUUCAUUCAAGCUUCCCCUCGAGUGGCUGCUUGUUCAGUGGGCCAUCCUAUUUGGUACUCUCCCAGUGAUUGCCAUGACGAGGGCUUUUCAGGCCCUCUUUGCAGUGUGGGUGUUCUUACUCUUCUUCACAAUGUCAGGACACUUUGUACUUUUACCUGGAGCAUGUUCACGCAUCUUUGGACCAAAGUACAUGGCAACAACAUAUGGACUGCUCUAUUUCACAACGGCAAGUGGUCGUGUUGAAAUUGAAACGACUAUAACUAUUUUGGGGUGA
Messenger RNA from Mesocestoides corti, 1257 nucleotides. The record is from the annotation of a GenBank genome assembly. Lineage: Eukaryota; Metazoa; Platyhelminthes; Cestoda; Cyclophyllidea; Mesocestoididae.